AUGGACUACUCUGCGCAUGACCCCGACCACCCAGCAGGAGGCGAUCCAUGGGCGUCCUCCCCGCAGCACAACAGGACGAGCUUUGGCCAGCCUCCCACCAGCGACAUCCCCUCCUCUCCGCUCCCGCCGCAAGCUUCUCCCUAUGGCCAGGAAUCGGAGAAUUAUGGAUAUAUGGGCGACCAGAACAGGCCAAAUACGGCGUCUGAGAAUGGCGACCCGGCCCGACCCCAAUCGCAAGACCCCAGGCAAGAUGGCCAGGCAGCGCAGCAGCAACAACAAGCUCCGGCGCAGGGCCAACAAGGACAUAAUCAACCCCAACGCUACCAUGGGAACCGCCAGCAGAAGCCGCAGACCCACUACAAGCUUCAAGCAAAAGUAACAGGCCUGGAGCGCACCGGCAAGAAGGACCCAAUCCUCCGAUUUGAUGUAUACACAAACCUUCCUAAAUUCCGCACGACCCAGUUCCGCGAUGUCCGACGAUUGCACUCAGAAUUCGUGAAGCUUGCAGAGCAUCUAAUAUCGGCAUGUCCGGAAGCUAUGGUACCUGCAGUACCGCCUGCAACUACAGCUGCUGGCGCGGGAACCGACGAGGACGAAGCGCGCGUCAAAGCAUCAAUACAGCGAUGGCUGAACGUGGUAUGCAGCAACGAGGUGCUGAUACGAGACGAAGAGAUGGUCUUUUUCGUGGAAAGCGAUUUUGGAUACAGCCCAGUCGUUCGAAGGAAACAACCGGCGACUGGUGUUCGCCGGAAGGUGAUCAAGCAGUUUGCGCCCCCGCCAGACGACACGCCUGAGCUCGCUGCUGCGCGUCCGAUAGUAAAGGCUUUCUACUUGGGCACCAUGGACACGGAGCAGAAAGUUGAGAAGGUCGUCAAGUCUAGGAGAAAUCUUGGGGUUGCCGAGUCUGAUCUAGGACAGAAGCUCGCAGCAAUGCAUGUGCAAGAAACACAUACCGGUCUCGGCCUGGCAUACAGAAAGCUAGGGAAAGUCAUCCAGGCUACGGGCGACUUCCAUGCUGCUCAAGGAACAGCCGAGGCAACGACACUGGGCGACCCUCUCCAGUACCACAGCAGUGAUGCCUUCAUUGUCAAGGAAACUCUGACGAACCGACACAUCCUCCUGCGAGAAUUGUUGCAGGCACAAGCUUCGACCAAGUCGAAGAUGUCAGCAGCAGACCGGUUGAAAGCAAGCUCAAGCGUGAAAAGGGACAAGGUGGAUGAGGCUAUCACUGCAUUGGAAGAAGCCCGCAGUCACGAGCAAUAUCUUCUUCAAAAGUCUCAGCGAGUAACCGCGAACCUCCUUCAAGAGCAGAGGAAAUGGUUCGACCGAACUGCAGCCGACAUGCGAUAUGCGGUCCGGGAGUAUGUUGUGCGUCAAAUAGAAGCAGAACGUCGCACACUCGCUACUCUAGAAUCCGUGAGGCCCGAUAUUCGAGCGAUAGACAAUAGCGGUGGACUUUCACGUCUGGGUCGCGAGGCACAUCCGGCAGUGCGCCGUGCAUCUAUGGCAAGCUCUCAAGGGCCGAAGGGCGAUGCUUGGUCUGGUGUCCCAAGGCGGCCAGGUGAUGGACUCAACCGAAGCAUGAGCGGUAGCUUCCCUGCCGUUCCUGGUGUGCAAGAAGAAGACGAAGAAGGCGAAGAGGAAAGCACCACUGGAAGAAAGCGUGCGACUAGCAAGGCUGGCGCCGACGAUGACGAUGAUCGCAUCGAUGCAAAGAAUGCGGCUAGCAGGUUAGCCACGACCACGUUCUAA
Messenger RNA from Didymosphaeria variabile, 1752 nucleotides. RefSeq names its product Vacuolar protein sorting-associated protein 17 (gene VPS17). The record is from RefSeq and is a predicted model, not a curated record. NCBI's taxonomy places the organism in Eukaryota, Fungi, Ascomycota, Dothideomycetes, Pleosporales, Didymosphaeriaceae. Gene Ontology annotation, biological process: retrograde transport, endosome to Golgi; intracellular protein transport. Gene Ontology annotation, molecular function: phosphatidylinositol-3-phosphate binding. The coding region runs from base 1 to 1752 and encodes 583 amino acids. Gene Ontology annotation, cellular component: retromer complex; endosome; retromer, tubulation complex. The transcript has 3 exons.